AUGCGGUGCUCCCGUUUACUUUCCACGGCGACGCGAUCACUUCAUGUGAGUCCAAUCGCUUCUUCGUCCAUUGCAGAAUCCGCUAUCAGUUCCGUAGCUGGCGCACCUCAAUGUCGAGUACUGUAUGACUCACAUGUGCCCACGACGCCGCUGCAAAAGAUCUUGCUAUCUAUCACAUCGGCACUGACAGUAUUUGCAAACCCAGAACGUGGUGAUAUGCUGGCUGCUUUGGGCGAAGUUACUGGUCGUGAUGCCUUACGUAGCAUUCAUGCACGAAUGUGCUCUAAUCCUGUUGGUGCACGAAUUCUAGCCGAAAAACCUGUGAUUCGAAGUGACAAGAUCGAGAUGAACUGCUUGCGUGCACUUUCUACUGACUCAUUUGGAUACCAUUACGCCACAUACAUGGAUACACACGAUUUUCAUGCAGAUGAUCGCUCGCUCGUACGCUUUGUGGACGAUCCCGAACUCGCGUAUGUCAUGCAGCGCCAUCGCGAGGUGCACGACUUUUGGCACACGUUGUUCGGCGUGCCUCCGACAGUAUUAGGUGAAAUUGCGCUUAAAUACGUCGAAAUGGUGCACUCGAUGCUGCCAGUCAGUGCAUUGAGUGCAUUUGUCGGCCCAUUACGUCUUUCUAGAGAAGAGCGUUGCCUUCUAAUGAACAUUUAUGUGCCAUGGGCAAGCCAAGCGGCCAGAUCGGCACAUUCACUACACUGCGUCAUGUACGAAGAAGAAUUUGAGACACCAAUUGAAGAAUUACGUCAGCGUCUGAACAUCAUAGUUGCUCCUCCAUUCAAAAACCAGAAAGAUAACAUGCACUGA
Plasmopara halstedii is the source of this 819-nucleotide messenger RNA. Its product is annotated as ubiquinone biosynthesis protein coq4. The coding region runs from base 1 to 819 and encodes 272 amino acids. Gene Ontology annotation, biological process: ubiquinone biosynthetic process. The transcript has a single exon. NCBI's taxonomy places the organism in Eukaryota, Oomycota, Peronosporomycetes, Peronosporales, Peronosporaceae. Gene Ontology annotation, cellular component: mitochondrial inner membrane. The record is from RefSeq and is a predicted model, not a curated record.